CGUCACGUUAUUUUUCUAAUUUCGGUUUACCGGACCCGCCUCAGUUGAGAAUAAUCCGCAGGGUGGUUGCCAACGCUCGCUAAUUUUUCGCUUCAAAUCUCGUUCUUUCGUCGUUUACAACUGAGAAUAAAAAAUGGUUGCACCCAAAGACGAGGAAUGGACCCAUACGGACAUAAAUUCCAAGUACCAGGAGGUGUUGUGGACGAGGUCGGAGGCCCUCGAAGUGCUGACGAAAGGUCUGAACGAGUUCGGGCCCGUGUUGUGGCAGAAUGUCGUUGGCUCCGAACUGAACAAUCGCAUUCUUUCACCGGUCCUAGUGGCAGUGUCUUUGGCAAUGCCAUCGUUCGGAGCGAGCGCGGACGACCAAUCGAGGUUUAACGGCAUCGUCAAGACUCCGAAGUUCAAGUACCAGGCGAGAAUAGCGUAUCAGGCGCUGGUCGAUCACCUGGAGGAAUUGAGAGAUGCAGGACUCCGGGUGGCCCACGGCAUCUUCAUGUCCGAGACGACAGAACCUCGCUUCGAGUUCAUCGAAGCGACUACGAGAGCUUUCCGAUCGCCAUUGAAGAAAAUCAAUUUCGAAAAUCCCUAUGAGAUAGCGAAAAGCAUCAACGACUGGAUCACCAAGAAAACGGGCAGCAAGAUUUCCAACGUCAUCGCGGAUGUUGACAUUGAACGACAUCCGUGCAUUAUUCUCGCGAGCGCUCUCUACUUCAAGGGUACGUGGGAGCAAAAAUUCAACGAAACGGAUCCCAAGAGUCAACCGUUCCACCUCAGCUCUGAUCACGAAAAAAACGUGGAUUAUAUGGCCACAGACGGAACUUUCCUUCGUGGAUAUAUCAAGGCAGUUGAGGCCGAUUACGUCGUGGUUCCGUACCAAGUGAAUGAAGGAAAAAAAAUGAUUCCUAUGAAGAUGAUCUUCAUACUGCCGAAGGAGGAGACCGGUUUUUUUAAGCUCGUAGACAACUUCCAUUUGAUCGCUGUACAAAAGCUUAUCCCUGAAGCGACAGAAAGCGAGGUCCACAUCCAGUUGCCGCAGUUCGAUAAACUGGAAUGUCAAGAGGACCUCAAACUACCUUUGAAACGAUUGGGCUUGGGCGCGCCGUUCAGUCCGUGCGGCUUAUCGAAUUUCAACAAGCUCGUCGAUGAGGAACCCAAACUUUAUAUUUCUCAAGCCGUCCACACAGCUGUUUUCGAAAUCGAUUCAAUCGGCGUCAAGGAUCCACCCUCUCCUCCUGCCACGGGCCCGGGUGUUUUUCAGUUUAUCGCCAAUCGUCCUUUCUACGCUGUUCUCCUCGGAGAAAUCAAUGAAGAUUACGUCAAUAUAUUGACAAUUCGCUAUUGCGGACCGAAUUAGAAGAGUCCUGAGGAACAAUG
Molecule: messenger RNA, 1374 nt
Organism: Venturia canescens
Lineage: Eukaryota; Metazoa; Arthropoda; Insecta; Hymenoptera; Ichneumonidae
Product: leukocyte elastase inhibitor-like
Exons: 8
Coding region: 134-1354 (406 amino acids)
Molecular function (GO): serine-type endopeptidase inhibitor activity
Source: RefSeq, a predicted model, not a curated record